AGUAAUUUAUUUAGCCUUUUUAUAUAUUUACAUUGAAUCAUAACUCAUAUUGCAAAAUAUGCAUGGCAAACUAGAAUGGUUCGACCAUGGGUAGGAUGGCUUUGUAUACUAUUGUUUAUUUCAAUAGUAUUUUGUUUGUAUCUCUCAAUAAAUGCUCCAAUUAUAAAAAAUCCAUAUAUAAUUUCAAAUAAUUUAGAUUUAUCAAGAAAUAAGGAAUUACAAAAGACUUUUUAUUAUUCUACAUUAAAUGAUAAAGAAUCUUUUAUCAGUCAUACAAAAGUAAAAGAUUGUUCAACAAUUCAUAUUGCAAUAGUAUGUGCAGGUUAUAAUUCGACAGUUACUCUUGUAACUACUGUAAAAUCCAUUUUAUUUUAUCGUACUAAGCCUUUACAUUUUCACUUAUUAGUAGAUGAAAUUGCUUUACAAACCCUUAAUAUAUUAUUUAAUACUUGGAAUAUACCACAUGUUGUAAUAUCGUUCUAUAAAAGUGAAGAAUGGAUUCCACAAGUUUCAUGGAUUCCAAAUAAGCAUUAUUCAGGAGUAUAUGGAUUAUUGAAGCUUGUUCUUCCAGAUAUAAUACAGGAAAGCAAAAUAUUAGUAUUAGAUACAGAUGUGACAAUUCUUAAUGACAUAUCGCUACUUUGGAGUUUAUUUAAAAAUUUUAAUGAAGAACAAGUUUUAGGAUUAGUUGAAAAUCAAAGUAAUUGGUAUAUAAUACCAUCUUUAUUCAGUAUACAUCCAUGGCCAGCAUUAGGUAAAGGUUUUAAUACUGGUGUAAUGCUAAUGGAUUUACAACAUUUACGGGAAAAAAAAUUUACAAAAUUAUGGAGAAGUACUACUGUAACUGUCUUAAAGGACAUUUUAGAAACAAGUUUAGCAGAUCAAGAUAUUAUUAAUGCAGUUAUUAAAAAUAAUCCACAAUUUAUUUAUAUAAUAAAUUGUACAUGGAAUGUUCAACUAAGCGAUCAUGCACUAAGUGAAAUGUGUUAUAAUACUGCUGAGAAGAUAAAUGCAAUUCAUUGGAAUUCACCAAGAAAACAAAAUGUUAAGAACAAAUAUACACUUGAUUUUAAACAAAUGCAUCAAAUAUUUUUAGAACUCGAUGGUAAUUUACUAAGACGAAGAUUAUUCGGUUGUGAUAUGAAUAGGGCAUCAAGUCAAAAUAAUGAGAUGGAUCCAUGUUUUAAAUUUAAAGAAGAAGGAAAUAUUAUAUAUAGAACUCAUACUUUCUAUCUUGAAUUUGAAUACAAUGUUAUUAAUCCUGUUGAUGUUUUUCUUGCUACUCAAUGCAGUAUUGACAGAAUGGUAUUGUUGGAAGAAUUAUCUAAACAUUGGCCAGGGGUAAUAAGUAUUGCUCUUUAUUUGACUGAUGCUGAAGUACAAAGUUUUCUAGAUUUUGUUCAUAACUCUCCAGAUUUAAGGCAUAGAAGAAAUAUUGCUUAUCAUAUUGUUUACAAAGAAGGGGAAUUUUAUCCUGUUAAUUAUUUGAGAAAUGUUGCUAUGACUUAUAUAACGUUGCCAUACAUUUUUCAAUUAGAUAUUGAUUUUUUACCUCAAAUUGGUUUAUAUAAAAAUUUAAUGAAUUAUAUUAUUCAACAAAAUUUAACAGAAUCUCAUCAUGUUGCCCUUGUUGUACCUGCCUUUGAGACUCAAAGAUAUAGAUUUAGUUUUCCAUUAUCAAAAACAGAAGUUUUAAGCUAUUUGAAUCAUGGUAUUUUAUAUACGUUUCGUUAUCAUGUAUGGUCUCAAGGUCAUGCUCCAACCAAUUUUACAUUAUACAAAAAUGCAACCGAGCCUUAUGAAAUCUCUUGGGAACCCGAUUUUGAACCUUAUAUCGUUGUCUCGAGAUCAUCCCCCGUUUAUGAUACAAGAUUUAUUGGAUUUGGUUGGAAUAAAGUGUCUUACAUAACACAUUUAACAGCUUUAGGAUAUAAAUACAUCGUUUUGCCCGAUACAUUUAUUAUACACCGACCACAUGCACCGAGUCGCGAUAUUGGAAAAUUCAGAACAAAUCCUGCCUACAGAAGGUGUUUGAAGGAAUUGAAAGACACGUUUGUAAAGGAUUUGCUCAAGAAGUUAGGAAAUAUGGCGAUGAUGAAUCUUAAAAAAAUAUUUACUAAGGAUGAUAAAAUUCUUCAGAAUAUUACAAAUAAA
This is a messenger RNA of Ceratosolen solmsi marchali, 2154 nucleotides long. Its product is annotated as glycosyltransferase-like protein LARGE1. Gene Ontology annotation, biological process: protein O-linked glycosylation via mannose. The record is from RefSeq and is a predicted model, not a curated record. The annotation marks the transcript as partial. The transcript has 10 exons. Gene Ontology annotation, molecular function: xylosyltransferase activity; glucuronosyltransferase activity. Lineage: Eukaryota; Metazoa; Arthropoda; Insecta; Hymenoptera; Agaonidae.